Nilaparvata lugens (brown planthopper) is the source of this 3911-nucleotide messenger RNA. It is a transcript of the gene ksr, whose product is annotated as kinase suppressor of Ras 2. NCBI's taxonomy places the organism in Eukaryota, Metazoa, Arthropoda, Insecta, Hemiptera, Delphacidae. Gene Ontology annotation, molecular function: ATP binding; protein kinase activity. Gene Ontology annotation, biological process: protein phosphorylation. The record is from RefSeq and is a predicted model, not a curated record.
CGUACAAAUUACUACCACUCACUACCGUCGGCAUCAGGUCAACACUUUCCUAUUCCUGCUUUCUCAAAUGCCGAAGAAUUUGGCUAGCUAGAAACAACCCAUUUAUAAAAUGGGAUCAACAGAUAAUUUAGCUUCCUAUUUUGAACAUGUCAGUUCAUUCUGUAAAUAUCCUUCUUGUCCUGAAGUGAGAUGAAUCCCAGUGUUUUGCAGUGACAUUUGUGAUGGCAGACGUACACGAACAGGCUGAAGUAAAAAACCUGUAUGUAAACCAGAAAAUGAUUGACGUUUCUGCUGAUAGAUUGGAUGGCUUAAGAACUCAGUGCGCGACAAGUGCUGAAUUAACUCAACAAGAAAUAAGGACUCUGGAGGGGAAGCUGAUAAAGCUCUUCUCGUAUCAGCUAGUCGCCAAAUCAAAAAUUGCAGACAUGUUCUUCCAUCGGAGGAUGAAGCUACUGCCAUCCAUUCACCAAUGGCUUAUGGUUGUCGGACUGGGAAAAGAGGCAAUACAGAGCGUUUGCUCGCGGGUUCUGACAGUAGAGGCGCUGCAAGAGAAAUCAGAACACGAGCUUCGCACAAUGAUUGCGAGAGAGGAAGAGCUCAAACGUCUCUGUCGCGCACUGCACAAUCUCAAACGCUAUACAGACAUCCUAUUGCGCGGCGACAUUGACAGCGAGAUCCCGCUGUACUGGGACUCGUGGGACCGCCGCAGUGGCGGGGGCGGUGGUGGCUCGGGGGCGUCGCCUCGGCCGGGGCGGUCGCGCGCCACUCGCGGCUCGGUGCCCUCCGACGAUGCCGCCCCCCUGUCCCCGCCCCUACCUACGCCUCCGCCCACGCCGCCGCUCCAGAAGACGGCCAAGGCCGGUGUAGCUCCUCCUCUUCCUACCGACCGGCUCACUCGUGAAACGUGUCCGCAACAUAACGGUCGCACUGGCGCUAACAAGUUUCCGACAACGCCGCCGCCUCGCAAGAAGCAUACGACUGGCCUGCAGCCACUCGCGGACGCGCAGCCGCUCACCAAGUCAAAGUCACACGAGUCCCAACUCGCCAACAAGGUCGACGGCGAAACCACCACUGCAGGGCCGGAAAGGCGGCAACGGUUGCCGACAGAGCCGGGUCCCGGGGGGCAGAUCUCGCCGCUGCUCUCCAGUCCCAUUCGGUCGCCGCCCCCCACCGACAGCCCGCACCCCCACGACGAAGCCGCCUCCAAGCGUAAGAAUUCGUACAGCCUGCAAGUUCCUAAGUCGCCGCGCACCCCGACUGCUCCGCCGCGAGGCAUGGGUCACACGAUCGCGCAUCGGUUCACAAAAACAUUCAAAAUGAUGACCACCUGCAAUCUAUGCGACAAGCAGAUGUUCAUCGGCACCGGUUUAAAAUGUAAAGAGUGUAAAUACAAGUGUCACAGAGAUUGCGAAGCGAAAGUUCCUCCUUCUUGUGGUUUACCAAAAGAAUUCAUCGAAGAAUUUCGAAAAGCUGUUCAAAUUGAUGGACAUGUACCCAACCAAUCACCCACCAUUCCAAGGCCGUCUCCUAGUCAUCUUCCGUCGGCCAUGUUGAGGAAGGAAGCCCGUCGUCAAGUUCAUGUGCCUCCAUUCCCGGGUGGACCUGACUCGAGUUCGAACACCUCUAGCUGCAACUCGAGUACCCCCUCCAGUCCCGCCCUGGUGUUGGGGAGCACCACCCCCCACCCCCUGCCAGAUACCGUUGAGGCACGAUUCGAGUUUCCAGAUGUCGUUACACACGAGCAACACCCGCUCGAGCGAUCGCAGGAUUCGGAUCGUACUGUGUCGGUGUCGGGCAGUGAUUCGGACAGGACGCCCGUCCGAGUCGACUCGCAGGACAGUCAGGUGUCCGAUGGAGAUCCGGCCGACAGGCCUUGGCCCCGCCAGAAUAGUUUGUCGCUGAGGGAGUGGGACAUUCCGUUUGACGAGCUGAAGAUUGGCGAGUCGAUUGGCACGGGCCACUUUGGCACAGUCUAUCGCGGCAACUGGCACGGCGAUGUCGCCGUCAAACUGCUCAACAUGAACUACCUUGAUGACGAGAAGACGCUCGAGGCAUUCAAGCUGGAAGUGGCAACAUUUAGGAAAACACGUCACGAGAACCUGGUGCUGUUCAUGGGCGCUUGCAUGAAGCCCCCACGGCUCGCCAUUGUGACGUCAAUGUGCAAAGGCAUGACGCUCUACACACACAUCCACCUCUGCAAGGACAAGUUUAAUAUGAACAAGACCACAAUAGUCGCGCAACAGAUAUCGCAGGGAAUGGGCUACCUACAUGCAAGAGGAAUCGUUCAUAAAGAUUUAAAAACAAAGAAUAUUUUCUUGGAGAACGGGAAGGUUGUGAUAACUGACUUCGGCCUAUUUAGUGUAACCAAGCUGUGCUAUGGAAACAGGAUGGGAGACGGACUAAGCAUUCCUCCAGGCUGGUUGUGCUAUCUGGCGCCUGAAAUUAUUAGGAGUUUGCGGGCGCACCAAAAGCCUAAUGAUGACGAGCUUCCAUUUUCAAAGAUGUCUGAUGUAUACGCUUUCGGAACGGUCUGGUAUGAACUGCUCUGUGGGGAAUGGCCUUUCAAAUCACAGCCUCCUGAAUCAAUAAUCUGGCAGGUGGGCAAAGGAAUGAAGCAGACACUCGCCAAUCUGCAGGCUUCCCGUGAUGUCAAGGAUAUUCUAAUGCUGUGCUGGAGUUUCAGAGCUGGAGAACGGCCCGACUUUGUUCAGCUGCUGAAAACGCUGGAAAAACUGCCGAAAAAGCGACUGGCGCGCUCUCCCUCGCACCCCAUCCAUCUGUCGCGGUCGGCCGAGUCAGUCUUUUGAUUCCUGUUUUCGUUUCUCCUGGUGUCAAGUUACCAUGGGUCCUGUUGCAAUUAUCGUGAUGCUGAUACAGCCUAAACCAAUCACAGUGCAGAAAUUGUCAAUUCUCCAGAAAUCACAGAGCUGCUGAUAUAGCCUAAACCAGAGUGCUGAAAUAGUCAAUUCUCCAGCCAUCAAAGUGCUGCUGAUAUCCAGCAAUCAGAAGGCUAGAUGUCAGAGUGUUCCUGAUGUAGCCUAAACCAAUCACAGUGCAGAAAUAGUCGAUUCUCCAGCCAUCAAAUGCUGCUGAUAUCCAACAAUCAGAAAUCUGCAGAGUGAUGAUGCUAUUGCCAACUUCACACCAUCAAUCAGAGAGCUGAUACUUCCAACUCAACCAAUCAGAAUGCUGCUGUUAUCGCCAACUUCCAGCCAGUCAGUGUGGUGAGAUAUCGUCGCCAACUCCACCAGACAACAAUCAGGUAUUGUCAACUAUCAGAGUGCUGAUAGUGCCAGUGGUUGUCUCUGUCUACUACGUAUACUUCAAUUCAAUCAGGACUUUAGCUAAUCAACCAUCAUCAUCAACAUCUGUAAACUAUUGAUUCAAUUUCAUCAAUAUCCUUCACACCGUAACAAGCACUCAACAUUCUGGUAAUAUCUAUUUUAGUCAGGUUUGUCUUCAAUUUUAUUUAUUGAUAUAAUAUUCAACAGAGUACCCUUUUAAAUUGUCACGACAUGUUUCGGCUACUAAUGCCAUUUUCAAGUGAUUUGAAAAUAAAUAAAUACUGAUUGAAGAUUCUUAUUUUUGAUCACGAAACAUGUCGUGAUAAAAUAAUUUAAAAGGGUACUCAGAUUAAUAUUUUUAUUUAUAUUCAAGAGAUCUGAUAAUGGUAAUGAUUGCGAGGUGAACAAGUUUAUAAAAUUAUUUACUUUAAAUUCAUCAACACUCUUGAACCCUAACCAGCACACAACAUUGGUAGUAUCUAUUUUUCUUACAUUGAUGUUUUUCUUCGAUCUCAUUUAUUGAUAUAAUAUUUCACCGAUCUGAUAAUAAUGGUAAUGAUUGCGAGGCGAACAAGUUUAUAAAAUAAAUAAUUAUUAUUAAACGAAAUUCGAAUUAAAUGCAGUAAA